GUCAUUUCUCAUUAGGGUUAGCCUUGGUCCUUGGAAGCCUCCCAGCCCUCCCCGCACGGCCGCACUUGGUUUCAACCGCAGCGUCGUUUCCCUCUUCCUGAAUGGCUGAUCUGAAAUGCAUUUCUGACUCUGAUCUUGAUCUCUUCAUCAUGACCAAUCGAUCUGGCCGCCGCCGCGAGGGAUACCUCUCAUUCGCCGCCGACGAGCUCCCUAUCCUCUCCGGCAAGACUCCAUUGCAAGCCUUUGAAGCCUUCUUCGCAAGCUUCCACGAUUCCUUCUCCGAUCUCUUCGGUUCCAUCAUGUCAUCACGGAUUUCAGGAUUUCAGGAUGUGAUGAUGACCGGACGGCGAGCUCUGGUACUCAUCGAUCCUGGCGAAGGAUACUAGAUCAAAGAUAGCCAAUGUCCCAUCCAAGGUGUUUGACGUUUUGCCUACGAGAAUCUCCGGGAAGAACUUGCUCGUGGAUGCGUGGCACCGGAACCGUGCACUCCCGGCAGAGCUCAUGGCCAGGUACCGUGACUACGACACGAUCGCGGGAAUGUUCGCGAAGAACUCGUGCGGUUGUGGUGCCAGGAAUAGGAUCCGGAGAGGGCCAGGUGGGAGUUUCUUCUUGUUGUUGAUUUCAUGGUUGUGGUGCCAGGAAUAGGAUGAGAGUGGGGAUGAAGGAGUUGGUGAUGAGAAUGAAGAGCCAGAGCUCCAUUGUUGCUGCUGUUUUUUCUUCUUGUUGUUGGCAUGGCUUUUCUUUGAUUUAUUUAGAGUUCAUCCCCAUGGUUUUUUCUUCUUCUUGUUGCCUUGUUGGCAUGGCUUUACACUCUAAAUGACUGAAUUGGAAUGUUUAUGUAUGAAUUUUGUUUAAUUCAUCGCGUUGGACCAUUGGUAUUGAUUUUACUCAA
Molecule: messenger RNA, 892 nt
Organism: Dioscorea cayenensis subsp. rotundata (Guinea yam)
Lineage: Eukaryota; Viridiplantae; Streptophyta; Magnoliopsida; Dioscoreales; Dioscoreaceae
Product: beta-amylase 2, chloroplastic-like
Exons: 2
Coding region: 102-386 (94 amino acids)
Biological process (GO): polysaccharide catabolic process
Molecular function (GO): beta-amylase activity
Source: RefSeq, a predicted model, not a curated record